AUGGAAGAAGAUGUAGACGACAUGGCGUCAGACGUACAACAGAGAUCUGAAGGAGGGACGGCGUUACCUGUACCAGAGCCUGGUCCACAUGAUGCCCCAGGCCCUCAUUAUAUCUCAUAUGGCUCAUCCUUCGGAAACUUUGGGCCCUUGCCACCGGAUGAUUUACCUCCCCAGAAUGCCCUUAACACAUGGGUUGUGAAUAUUGGUGUAGAGAGCCCUUCCAAUAAGACUCGAACACGCUCUCAAGCCCCUUCGAGAGCUUCUGAGAAGCAAGGUUCAGAACAUUACUCGCAGCCCCCUACCUCUCCCAAAGCUGCUUCGCGCGCGCCCACGGCGAGGACCACUGACAGACCCUUGUCGCCACCGCAAUCAGUCAAAUCUCACGGGACCAACAAAACGAGGCCUACUGAAAAAGGCACAGUGUACCCUCCUCUUCCUGAGAGUCGCUUUGGCGACGAAUCAAUGUAUGACGGACCCUCGUCACCCACUCGUUCGCGCGCUGCUCGAUCCAAAGCACCAUCCAAAGCGCCCUCCGUCUCCCCUUCUGACUCUCUCUCGCAAUACAACGUCAGGCGUUAUAAAAGUCCAUCGCACCGUGAGGGUUCGAACGUGAAUCAAUCAGAGCCUGGUGUUAAUGGAGCCGAUCUUUCUCCACGGAGUACCGUUCGGCAGCUGCCCGUUAAUGGGAAUGGUCGGAGUCGUCCGUUUUCGCCAUACCGUCAUGCACCAACGCAGGAAGACUUACUUGCAGCGGCAACCCGUGGACGGGCGAUAGUAAUUCCAGAGGAGGAAGAACCAACAAAGGCCUCGUCAGUUGCACAUUCAAGGGCUUCAAAGACAGCGUCUGCCGCUCCUUCUGUUACACCUUCUCAUCGAACUCGGCAGUCGGUGGCUACUAAUGGGAAGGCAUCUAACAAGCUACCUUCAAUUGCACCUUCCAAGCAGCCUUCUAUGGCACCUUCCAAACCAUCUUCUAUUGCACCUUCCAAACAGCCUUCUGUUGCGCCUUCUCAUCAGGGCCGAUCCAGUCGAAACAGAGAUGUAGACGCAACCCCUACUCCUUCUCGCCCUCAUACUCCAGACAUGGACGAGCUGAACCAAGAAGAAGCGCGCAUUGUUGAACAAGCACUUGCUUCAGCUGUGAGGACGCCUCGUACCUCGUACUACACGCCUUCUGUGCUCGAUGCGGAGGUGCAACAGAGCUCAUUCCAUGACAAUGAAUUAUGCAUUUUACUGCAUCAAUUAAAGGCUCCUCAGACUCAUGACUUAGUGAGAAAGGUUGUUCUGAAAGCUGUCAAACAGAGAAUGAAGAAACUGAGCAUGAACUAUGAUAAUGAGUCCAUCAAACAGUAUCAAAAAACUUAUCACAACCACGAUCCCAUAAGCCAGCUUCCUGUUGAAGAUGUUGAUGAACCGCCAAAAUGGGCCUCUGACCUGAAGAGGGAAAUUCUGUUGAUGCAACAGCGUAUUGAGAGUCUGGGACCCAAGAUCGAGAAUCUUCGACCGCCUCCGCCUCCUCAAUCUUAUGUUGAAGAAGGGAACUUCUACGACGAUGAUCAGUAUACCCACACUCCUGUCACGCAAACCGUCAACAUUCAUACACAAGCCACUGGUACCAUGGCAGAAUCGAUGUACCAGCCUGAAACGGAGAUGACCAUGGAGGAUGCGCCCCCCGGUAGUCAUUUCGACAACGCUGCGGAAUUUGAAGAUGAUGGCGAAAUGACUGAGCCCACUCACCGUGGGUUCCCGGCGCCCACCGCCGACCAAAUUCGUACUCCUCCCAAUUAUGCUCUUUCCGAUGGCCGUGAUGAUUCUCCUGGUCAGCAAUACUUGGAGGAAGAACUCUACAAGCUACAACAGAGGCCGUCUGCCACUGGAGAGGAACAGACUACUUGGGAUCUUCGUCGCUCAGACGUUCCUGACGAAUACGAUGAUGAAGAAUCGCCUGCCGUCGCUCCGACAAUUCCUGGGUCUGAGGCCGGAGACCUCAAUCGCCGGUCUACAUCACCUUCAUUGCCACCCAUUCCUCGGGAUGAUACCGGUCAACGCAGUCUCGUCCCACAGCCGCAGUGGAAUGGAAAUUACAACGAUCACCAGCAAGAUCUUCCACCGUGGCAGAAGAUUCACCAACGGUUGCUCAGCUGGGCUAUAGUGUGGCCGUUGUCUGAACUCGAUGAAGCCUUGAACAGUACUACGAGGGGUCAUCAGGUCAAUGAGGUUGCAAUGAGCAUUUGGUCAACACAGACUUAUAAGCGUUACGUUCGUACUCGGAUGACUGAUACGCCUUCGGGGGUGGUCGACCGUCUCUUCGUUCCGCCGAAUAUGGCUGACGCUAUAAGCAAUGCGGUUUACAACGGAAGACAUGGUGAUGCAUGUGGUAUGUUGAGGGAUUUGUGGGGUCCGUUCGGUUUGCAGGGAAUGCCUCGACUGCUGGUUGUGUUAGCUAAACAUCGUUCCGAUGAAAAUCACUGGGUUGUUCACAGAUUUUCUCUUCCUGAUGGGUCUCUGACAACUUACGAUUCCUAUCCUGAAAAAAACCUUCCUGAUGGUCGUCCUCUGGGUUGGUGGUUCGCCAUCCGUGUUGCAUGGCCGAAUGCCAUCUAUCCCAGUCCGGACAACCUGAUGCAAAAAAUGGUACGGCUUCAUCGUCCAAUGCAGCUUUCCAUCGACAACUCUGUGGCUGCUGGUGGUAUUUGGCGUAACAUCCUAAUGGGGUCGCGCGCUGAGCGAAGUCUGGAUCUGGAACGUUUGCGAGACCUCAUCAACACUGAGGUUAAGAAUCUCCGACAACGAAAGCUGUUGGGGAAGCUGUCCAUCAAUGCACCGCGUCCUCAAUGGGAGGACAUGAGCUAA
This is a messenger RNA of Lentinula edodes (shiitake mushroom), 2853 nucleotides long. RefSeq lists its product as uncharacterized. Lineage: Eukaryota; Fungi; Basidiomycota; Agaricomycetes; Agaricales; Omphalotaceae. The record is from RefSeq and is a predicted model, not a curated record. The coding region runs from base 1 to 2853 and encodes 950 amino acids. The transcript is spliced from 10 exons.